UUUGCGGCUCACAGAAAGGCGGAUCCCUCCCUGCCACUUUGCCUUUCAGAACUUCUGUUGAACCAUUUUUUUUUACCUGUCACUCCUCGGCCAGUCGCUAAAUCCAACAAUAACAAAAAAACCGGCAUUUUUGAGUUUUAAAGGGGCUCAGUUGUCAUUCGAGUUGUCCGACAGCGACGACGGAAGAGUUUUCCAGCUAGCUAACUUUUAACGCAACUAGCAUUUAACUUGUGAACUACCCCUGCAGCACAACAGGGAAGGAGCAGCACCGGAGCAGACACAGGAAGAUGGGAGAUAAAGAGCUGAUGUGGGCACUGAAGACCGGGGACCUGGACGAGGUCAAAGCCAAGCUGGUAACGGCGGAAGAUGCAAACCGGACCCUGGAAGGUGGGAGAAAGCCUUUGCAUUACGCCGCAGACUUUGGUCAAACAGAUAUGGUGGAGUUCCUCAUUUCUAAGGGAGCAGAUGUCAAUGCUCCAGACAAACAUGGGCUCACUCCACUGAUCUCAGCCUGUUUUGAGGGUCACCUCCCUUGUGUUAAGGUCCUGCUAGAAAAGGGAGCUGACAAAGACCGGAAAGGACCGGACGGCAUUAGUGCCUUUGAAGCUGCCGAGAGUGAUGCCAUAAAGGCUCUGCUCAAGUGAGACACCACGGUGUUGGAGAUGGCUGGACAGGUGGGUGAACGGGCACACAGAUGGAUGCAGUGGUCCCCUGACAGAAGACGGACUCACCCCCCUUUCACCCUAAACAACCUCUGUCUUAACACUGCUUUUGUCUGUUUGUUAAAGGUUCAUUUAGUCUGUCUGGUGAUUUUCCUUUACCUUGUAAUUUUUUAUUUUAUUUUUUUCUUCUCCCCAAGUUUUUGGGAUAGGAUUUUUCUCUUCUUUUUUUGGCCUCUGUUUGUAGCCAUUUAACAGAAGAACUUGUCAAUUAUGUCUCCCUUAGGGACCAAACACUGGGGGAGUGCUUUUGAACCCGGAACAUAAAAAAAAAACAACAAAAAAACACUGCUCAGACUAGAAUUCAGACUGUAAUGAAACAAAUGGCAAAGCUUAGCACUUAAAUACACAUCUCUCUCUUUUGCAGUUGUCUCUUUAAACUCUACAUAAAUCAAACGGUAAUAGAUCAGUAGCGUGUUAAUAUUUUUACAACUUCAGUGUAAGUAUCGUAUGGCCAGUGCUUAAUCUCAUGACCAGUAACUGCACUGUUCUAUACCAGAUAGAUUGAAAAGAAUGGUUGUAAAGUUUCAUUAUAUUAACCUCUUUAUUAUGUGUGGCCUCCUCCUCUACUUUGAUUUCUUUCUUUUCUUUUUAAAUAGACCAAACUGUCCCUCAAAUCCAAUCUUGAAAUUUUGAAAGCGUUGGGUGAGAGAGGUCCGGAGGUUCCUUUUCUACUUGGCCCUGUAUCACUUACAUAUCAAAUGGUGUUUUUUGACAAAUUUUACAUUAUUAAUGCACACAAGGCAUUCUGUAUUCUUUGACCAAUCACCAUGCUGGCUAACUAGAAAGACUUGAAUGUUGCAAUUUAAAAAAAAAAAAAAAUCAAUCCGUUACUGAAUCCCUUUUGAAGAGAUGUUAACCGCACAUAAUAGCAUUAGGGAUUUUAGAAAUUAGUUUAUUUCGUCGCCCCUGGAGUGAGAUUUCGAAGCAUUUCAGAGCAAAAACUUCCUUUUUCGUUGCAGCUUCUCUGUGUAUUUUGUAACUGAUGGGCUCUAGUGUUCGUAAAAGAUGGGUUAGAGGUGAAACGCGACGGUGGGGGGGCUGUUAGUAUUCCCCCCCCUGCCUUGGAUUCGGUUAGAAGCCCCGCCUGUUUUUGCUGCAUGUCAAAACUGCCUCUGCUUUUAUGUUAUGAAAUGGUCACUGUCCUCUCUUGGUUGCUUUCAAAUGAAUUACUACAAUGUAAUGGACAAAAAAAAAACAAACAAAAAAAAAGACGCUCUUGCUGACUUUGUUGUGACAAAAGUCUGUAAAAACAGAAAUAAAAAAUAUCUAUAAAAACA
Messenger RNA from Stegastes partitus (bicolor damselfish), 1999 nucleotides. It is a transcript of the gene mtpn, whose product is annotated as myotrophin. The record is from RefSeq and is a predicted model, not a curated record. Lineage: Eukaryota; Metazoa; Chordata; Actinopteri; Pomacentridae. Gene Ontology annotation, molecular function: ubiquitin-protein transferase activity; protein binding. Gene Ontology annotation, cellular component: BRCA1-BARD1 complex; BRCA1-A complex. The transcript is spliced from 4 exons. The coding region runs from base 288 to 644 and encodes 118 amino acids. Gene Ontology annotation, biological process: protein K6-linked ubiquitination.